Molecule: messenger RNA, 1599 nt
Organism: Verticillium alfalfae VaMs.102
Lineage: Eukaryota; Fungi; Ascomycota; Sordariomycetes; Glomerellales; Plectosphaerellaceae
Product: transcription factor TamA
Exons: 4
Coding region: 1-1599 (532 amino acids)
Biological process (GO): DNA-templated transcription
Cellular component (GO): nucleus
Molecular function (GO): zinc ion binding; DNA-binding transcription factor activity, RNA polymerase II-specific; DNA binding
Source: RefSeq, a predicted model, not a curated record
AUGAAUCCAGCUGCCGCCUUCGGGUCCAUGGAUUUGCCAACCCCUACGCCAGCGGCCGUCGCCGCGCCUGCGCCCGUGCCCACACCGGUACAUGCCGCAACGCCUGCUCCGAUGCCACCACCUGCUGGUUCGGGCUCAAUGCCAUUCCCCUCGGCUUCAGCCCCUGGAUCCGGCUCGACUGCCGCUCCCAUGUCCAGCCACGGCCCCAGUCCCGGUACUGGGGGCCACCUUGCACACGGCCAUGGGUACGCCCACGGUCACAGCAACCCGCCCGGCCUCGGCCUCGGCCCCGACUCUCACAAUGCCAUGUCUUCUCAGAGCCGCCCGUGUGACAUUUGCCGCCAGCGCAAGACCCGAUGCGUUCGUGAGGAGGGUCGCGACAAGUGUGUCAUGUGCACCUUCCACGGCCAGCCUUGCACCUACCUCCGCGGGCCCUUGCCUCGCAAGCGCCGCAAGGCUACCGAUCCCGCCGAGCACCGUUCUCAGCCCAACGGCUCCACUGGCGCUUCUUCAUCGGCAGCUUCGGCUUCAGGCCCGACCUCGGUACCGGGCGCAGCCUCGACAUCUGUUCCCUUGCCCCUGGACCAUUACGAAGACCUCGAGUAUCCCUCUCUACUCGAUGGCACUCUCGGCCUGCAUCUCAAGACGCACUCCGAGUAUAUCGGGUUGACCAACUACAGAGAGCCGUGCCUGCUCGACCUCCACCGCGCCGAGGACUCGACCGCCAGAUCUGUCCGCCGUCUCGAUGACCAGACCGUCUUCCUUAUCCACAGAGACAAGGAAACGACAUCGGAAUCCCAGCGCAUAGCUGAUCUCGAUGCCAUCGAGAAAGUUGUUCAUCCACUGGGCUCGUCCCUUGUCAACCUCUACUUCCGCAUUGUACACCCCAGCUUUCCUAUCCUCCACAAAAAAGUGUUCCUCGAGAAGUAUGCCCGGUCGUAUCACGAGUUCUCCCCGCCAUUGUUGGCUGCUGUCUAUCUACUCGCUCUCGACUGGUCUCUGUACGACCGCACACUGGCGACAUCCUCCUGGCAACCAGAUCAGACGGCUCUCGAAGCUCUCGCUUUACGAACCAUGAGUGAUGACAUGAAGCGGCCGAAAAUUUCAACUCUUCAGGCUGGUCUUCUGAUUCAACAACGUGCAAAGAACAAUACCUGGAACGUCACUGCCCAACUCAUCGCCUUAUCCCAGGGUCUUGGUCUUCACGUAGAUUGUAGUGACUGGGCCAUUCCAGACUGGGAGAAGGGACUUCGUCGCCGUCUUGCCUGGGCCCUGUUUAUGCAAGACAAAUGGGGGGCUCUCGUUCACGGCAAGCCGUUUCUUAUCCGUCCGAAUGAGGACUGGGAUGUCCAGCCAUGUUGCAUCGAAGACUUUCCCGAAAAUGCCGCUGACGAGACACGAUCCGGAGGGCAGCUCCGAAGUAGUCAGACGCGUCCAUAUCUUGCGAUCAUAUUUCGGGCCCCACUCGUCACCCUGUCAAGGAACUUCGGUCGGCAGAACGCGCAACUCAUCCGCUCAAAGCUCCCCUCUGACCAGUGGCUGAGCAUGCCUUUGGCUCGAAGAUAUCUACCACUGGGUUCCGAGGGCAAACCCGUAUGA